AUGGCGGCUGAAGAAGCAUUGGGCAGAGAGUUGCAGCAAACGGAGCAAAAUGAGCAGGAGCAGCAAAAGGAGGGCAGCCAGCAGAAUCCAGGUGAGCAGGAAACUCAGAAGAAAGAGCAGCAGGGAGAAGAUUUGCAGCAGCAGGACCAGAAGCUGGAACAGCCGCUCCAGCAGCACGCAGGAGAAGAGCCCCAAGAACAACAUGAAAUGAAGGGGGAUCAGGAGUUGCAGCAAGAGAUGAAAGGCGAGCUGCAAGAGCAGCUGCAGGGACAUGGAGAAGAGGAGCAACUGCAGCAGCGUCAACAGGAAACGCCGCGGCAGUGCGACGAACAGCGACAGAUGCAACAGAAGAUGGAAGAGCAGCUAGAAAUACAGGAGGCACAGGAGCAGCACGAGCAGCAGCAAGGUCUGCUGCAGGCCGAAGGAAAGCAAGAGGGUACGACUGAGAAGCCGGAGCAACAUCAAAUCGAGGAUCUGCAGCAAGACGGGCAGCAGACCGGGCAGGAAGAGGAAUCACAGCAUCUGUCUGAGAAGAAACUGCAGAGGGAAAAACUGCAGCAACAGGAACAGCAACAGGAACAGCAACAGGAACAGGAGCAGGGGCAGAAGCAGGAACAGGAGCAAGAACAGGGAGAGGACCAGGGACAGGAACAGGAACAGGGACAGAAACGAGAAGAGCAGCAGGCGGAUGAACUGCUGCAGCAAGAUGAGCGACAGGAGCUUCGGCAACAGCAGCAAACAGAAAACAAAAGCCAGGAGCAGGAAAACCAGCAGCAACCAGAUAACGUUUUGCAACCAGAGUGCCAGCAGCGGGCAGAAGAACAGCAGCAGGGUGAACAGCAUCAGGCAGCCAAGGAUCAGUGCCAAAAAGAAGGAAAAGAAGAAAGACUGCAAGGGGGAAAAAAGCCAAAGAAGCAGCAGGAACUCCAGCAGCAACCGUACAAGCAGCAUCAGAAUGAUAAGCAACAAAAACCACAGCACGUCGAGAGGCAGCAAAUUGAGCAACGGCAGAGUGAGCAGCUGCAGCAGAAGCAGGGAAAGCAACAGCAGAGGCAGAGACUAGGUGAACAGAAGCAGCAAUUACAGGAUGUAAAUAGGCAAAAACAGCAGCAGCUGCAGCAUAGGUCGACGCUGAAGAGCAAGGAUGCAGGAAGAAAAGAGCAGCAGCAACAGCAGCAGCAGCAGCAGCAAGCACUUGAAGCAGCACCAGUAGCUAAAACAACCAUGGAUGUGCCCUCGGAAGAUGCAGGGGCUUCUGGGUCUCCCGUGUCUCCGCAGCAGCAGCAACAACAACAACAACAGCAGCAACAAAAGGAGCAUGAGCAGCAGCAGCAGGAACUUUUAGGAACGAAACGACUGAGCGAGGACUACAGUUUCCUCAUGUUUGGCUCGCGCAUCACCCUUGAUGACUUCGAUGGCUUUUCGGUGAUGGGCGACACUUUGAAACCGUCGCAGCAGCAACAGCAACAGCAACAGCAGCAGCAGCAGCGUGACAGCGGCAGCUAUUGGGUGGACCCUUUGAAGGAAAGGAGGCAGAAGAUGGCAGCGAGAAAAGCACUCGAGGCAGCAGACGGCGAACUCGGGUUUGCACUGAAACAAAUCAAGUGGAAGCACCGUUGUGUUCAACACGAAGUCCAGCUGCUGAGCCCAGAGGAAACGCGCACUUUGAGACAGCACCAUACGCCGAGUGCACGCCGGGCAGCCAACCGUCAACCUGCCUACAGAAGCCGGGGAUUGUCUCCACCUGCAACCAACCAGAGGCCAACGGAUAGGAGCCGCAAAAAUGAAACUCCAGAUGCCGUAGCAGCUCUUCGCCGCCUCAUGAUAGAGCUUCGCAAACGCGUGGCCGAGAUGCCGUCUGACCCGGGCGACCGCCAAGGUGCUUCAGAUAUCCCUUUAUCUUUUGAGCGGCUGAACGGAAGGCGUGUUGCCUCUUUUAAUAGCAGCAACAGUAUCAGCAGCAGCAGACAAGCGUCCAUGGGGCCUGGGCAAAACCCACAGGAGAGCAACAGUAGCAGCAGCAACAACACAAACACGGGCGCAUGCAGCGAGGGCGAGGAGCAGUCGGUUUUGAAUUUGAACGGCGACGAUGAAGCAACAUAUGCUUCUGCAGCAGCAGCAGCAGCAAACCAAGGGGAUCCAAGACACCCUGGGGCCCUUCCUGGGUUUGUUCACUGGCUAGCAAGGCUUGAAAUUUUAGAAGCACUCCGCUGUAUAUUCCACGAUGAUGCCUCCUUUUCGAUCAACAGCAGCGCCAAGAUAGAAGCCAUGCUGGUCCUGAAGGCUCUACUGAGGAGAUACAGACAGGAGAGGAGACAACAGCUGGCAAGCAGCGACGCCCCCGCUUCCAGUUCAGCUGGUGGUGUGGGCUGCGGGACGGCACGGGCCACGUGCAUUCCGGGACCUGGGGAGAAGCGGCCGAGGCGCAAGUCGUUGCGUUGA
Eimeria maxima is the source of this 2442-nucleotide messenger RNA. RefSeq lists its product as hypothetical. The record is from RefSeq and is a predicted model, not a curated record. Bases 1 to 2442 code for a protein of 813 amino acids. The transcript is spliced from 8 exons. Lineage: Eukaryota; Apicomplexa; Conoidasida; Eucoccidiorida; Eimeriidae.